Colletes gigas is the source of this 892-nucleotide messenger RNA. Its product is annotated as RWD domain-containing protein 4. Gene Ontology annotation, molecular function: protein binding. The coding region runs from base 181 to 759 and encodes 192 amino acids. The record is from RefSeq and is a predicted model, not a curated record. Lineage: Eukaryota; Metazoa; Arthropoda; Insecta; Hymenoptera; Colletidae. The transcript is spliced from 4 exons.
AAUCGAGUGUAAGAUUUCUGAUUGCGAUACAGAAUUUCGAAAUACGGCGCAUAUGACGAAACAGGGGCAGCACGAUCUUGUACAGCUGCGUCUACCUGUUUUCCUAACCUCAGAAUAACGCAUGAACGGUGUGCGCACGAUAAAAAUUCGACUAACAAAAUUUCACGUUGAUAAAAGGAAAUGAGCGAUGCCGAACUUCAGGAAGAGGAAAGAGAAGUACUUCUUUCAAUAUACGAUGGAGAUCCAGCUUUUAAACAGCUGACACCCACUACCUUCCAAUAUAAGUUUGGAGAAGAUAAUGAUAUAAAAUCGUUUCUGUUGGAAAUAUCAUGGGGUGCGACAUAUCCAUCCGAGAGGCCUAUUAUUAAUAUGAACACAUUUUACAACAAGGAUAUUGUGCAAGAAGUAAAAGAAAAUGUGGUCAAACUUGUGGAAGCAGAGGCAGAUCAAUGGCUAGGAAGUGCUAUGACUUACACGUUAUUUCAGUGUGUCCAAGAACAUUAUGUAGAACUAACUUCUACACAACCAGAUUCUGUUGUUGAAAUGAAUUCCCAAACUAGCCAGCUUAAACUAACCGAAGAGAAGCAACAGUUGGAGGAAACGGUAAAGAAACCCAAGAAAGAACAACUGAGCAAAGCCCAGAAGCGUAAACAAUGGAACAAAGCAGAUGGAAAAGGUGAAAGACCACGAGGAUGGGACUGGGUGGAUAUAGUAAAACAUUUAUCACAGACUGGCCCUAAACAAGAACAAGAGUCUUAGUUCAACUUCUCUGAAAAAUUUUGUACAGGUUAAAGGCGUGUUAUAUUUUUAUAAAUUAUUGGAAAUAAACUGGUUUCCAUAUAAGUUUCACUAUGCUAUAAUUACCUGUGAUAAAAAUUUGUAAAAAAAUAUU